Messenger RNA from Didymodactylos carnosus, 357 nucleotides. Lineage: Eukaryota; Metazoa; Rotifera; Eurotatoria; Philodinida; Philodinidae. The record is from the annotation of a GenBank genome assembly.
AUGCAUUAUGGUAGUCAAGCUAAUGUAAGUUUUCUCCAACAUGUUAUUGGAAUUGCCAAAUAUUUUGAUGUAAUUGUGGAUGAUGGUGGUCAUGUGAUGCAACAACAAAUCACAUCCAUUAAAACAUUAAUACCAGCGGUUAGAUCGGGUGGACUUUAUAUUAUAGAAGAUCUGCUAACAAGUUAUAUGUCAGGCUACCACGGUAAAUAUUUAGAUCCAUCAACAAUAAUCAGCUUUAUCAAAAACCUUGUUGAUGAUAUACAAACAGCAUCACCAAUCCGCACUGUUACAUCAAUUGGGAAAUAUGUUCGGUCGUUUGAACUAGAGAAUGAAAUAUGCCUUUUUAAUAUAAAAUGA